AUGCCUCGUCGAUCCUCUCGGGCCGUUCCCGCGUCGGCCGCAGCUCCAGCGUCGGCGCCAAAAAGGCGCGCGUCUGACAGAAUCUCCGCAGCCUCCAGAACGGGGCCCAAGAGACAAAAGUACGAAGAUACCACCGCUCAGAAAGCCGUCAAUUCCACUGCAAAGAAAAGCAAAUACUUCCAAGAAGACACCUCCGAGGAACCAAAGCCCGACCCCAAGCAUGCAUCUGCGCCGGAAGCCUCCAAUUACAACGAUUCAGACACGUCAGUCCCCGCAUCACCCGAUGCGAACCCAGAGGUACCCGAGGCGGCGCCUCGAGGGGCUGAGACGACAGGGAAGUCGCAGUCGAAGCGGGGAUCAAAUAGGGGCCAAGGAAAGAACCGGAAAGGCGAAGAGCCCAGCACGCCCGCCCGUAAAGCCAGCAGUGGCACCAAGGCCAGCACGACCGCAUCAGCCAGCGGCAAGGAGCUUUGGAGAGAGGGAGUCACGACUGGCCUAGGCCCUGGUAAAGAAGUAUUCAUCAAAAAGCCCAAAGCGAGGGAUCCAGGAGCGGUGGCCUACCAGGAUGACACCUUACAUCCCAACACCAUGCUCUUCUUGCAGGACCUGGCUGCGAACAAUGACCGGGAGUGGCUCAAAGCACACGAUGCGGACUACCGCGCUUCGAAGAAGGACUGGGAAACGUUUGUUGAGACCCUCACAGAGGAAAUUAUAGAGAAGGACAGCACGAUUCCAGAACUCCCUGUCAAAGAUCUUGUGUUUCGCAUACACAGAGACAUCAGAUUCAGCAAAAAUCCCACUCCGUAUAAGACGCACUUUUCAGCUGCCUGGUCCCGCACAGGUAAAAAGGGGCCUUACGCUGCGUACUACGUUCACUGCCAGCCUGGAUCCUGCUUUGUCGGUUCGGGACUCUGGAUGCCAGAGGCUGAUAAGCUCGCGCUGCUCCGACAGGAUGUUGACAGAAACUCGCAUCGCCUAAAGUCAGUGCUGAGGGCAGACGACAUGCGUCGUGAGAUAUUCAACGGGCUACCAGACGAUGAUGACAAGGCCGUCGAAGCCUUCGUCAGCCAGAAUAAGGAGAGUGCGCUCAAGACAAAGCCCAGGAGUUUUCUGCACCGUCUCACUUGUUUCCAUGGUUCACCAUCUGCCGCCGGCUACGAGGUCGACAAUGAGAAUAUCCAGCUGCUCCGUCUGCGCAGUUUCACCAUCGGGAGGCCUCUUUCGGAUGAGGAGCUAUUGAGUCCUACUAGUGCACGAGAGAGGAUCGCUGCGUUGAUUGGGAUCAUGGAACCCUUCGUAAGCCAUUCCACCCGCCGUGCCAUCGCUGCUGUUUAG
Molecule: messenger RNA, 1335 nt
Organism: Aspergillus heteromorphus CBS 117.55
Lineage: Eukaryota; Fungi; Ascomycota; Eurotiomycetes; Eurotiales; Aspergillaceae
Product: DUF2461 domain-containing protein
Exons: 8
Coding region: 1-1335 (444 amino acids)
Source: RefSeq, a predicted model, not a curated record